AUCUUUCAAAAUACUUUGAAAUCUCGUCUUACAUCAUAAUUUAUCGUGGUAGGCGGUUCGAAGUAAGAAAGCAUCAUGGCUUCCCUUCUAAUUCACUCUUUCCCGUGAUAUUCCGUCGUGGAUGCAUGUGUGAUGGUAAGGCGAACUUAAUUUUUCUGUUUGAUCAUUUAAAUUUCACUGAUGAUUUUGUUUCCGUCAAGUUAUGUCUACGGCUUGCAGGCGUUUGGUUUUAAAAGCACGCAUCAUCUAAUGAGUUUGAUUUGCUCGGUCAUGUUCAAAUGAUAUAAAUGUGGAAGUCAAAACUUACUUAAUGAUAAAUUGUCAAUUAUGAUUAUUGCUAUUAUAGAUGUAAUGGAGAGGGGCACUUAACGACCUUCUAACUUAGACUGCAGGAGUAAUCGGGUCAAUCAGAGACGAACAGCUGAAUUUAGGGAAAGAUAUUUUUAUUACCCCACACACUAUUCCAAAAUAAAAUCUCGGUCCUAAAGGCCAUCUGUUGUCUUAUUAUAUAUUAUGCGUGCAGUUCUUGGGUGGAACAAAACAAAGUAUGUGUUUAUUUGGAAAUCUUAGUUAAUUUUAUUUCCUGAUCAUACAGUGCUGAAAUUUCACCCUUAUUAUUGUUAAUAUGGAAAAUUUAUGCUGCAUUACUGAGAUCGAUGAGGCACAAGCUUUCUCUUUUUAGCUAAAGUCCAGUUUGCAGAGUAUGGCAAUACUAAACAAGAUUUCAUGCAUGCAAAGAUGACUCUGCAGGGUGAAAUGUAUGUCAAGGAAGGAAAACGUGGGGUGUGUAUCUGCCUUACUCUGCAAACAGGGUUAGGGGUAGACUUAAUCACCAGCUGCUGUCUGGGAAAAUAAGCCUGUGCUCUUAGCCUUGAGAGACAGAAAUCAAGCUUACACUUGAUUGUUGUAUGUGAAAUCUUCUCUAAAUUUUCAAUGCUGAGAUCUUGGUUAUAGAAUAUUUGAUCCUGUUAGCUUUGUAGUGCACCAUCUAAUUGGGAAACAUUAAAAUUUGAGCUGAGAUUCCGGAAACCAAACCAACCAGUUUUAGCAAGCUGAUAUAACAGGACCUUUUGGCUGAGUUACAACCUGGAAUUUAGUAGUUAAGUAUAAUUGCUCAGUUAAUUAUAGAGAUGCACACACUCUGAUUGGUCAAGGAUUACAUCAUAUCUUGCUGUAAUCACUUGGCAAAAAGUGAUUAUAGCAGGAGCGCUAAAUUUCAAAAUGACUGACUUGCAUUUUGUCACUGUUUCUGAGGAAGUGAUAAACAUAAUAGAAGAAAAAAGACAAAAGAUGCUAGAAGAUUUGCAGAAAACUUUGUCUUUGGGAUCAAUCAACAAUAUUCACUCCACCUCUGGCAAAUAAUUGUUUAACAUUAUAGAAACAUAACUUGCAAUGUCAUUGCAUAAAUUUGCACCAAUGAUAAAAAUCUUUAGUUCAGUGUCAGUUUCUUAGCAACUGUGCACCAACCUCCCUCCCUAAUCUGAAGUUAGCCCUUACUUGUUAUCAAUUAGCUGUUGUUGGUUUAUGAGAGGGGUAGGUGGGCAGUUGUUGGUUUAUGAGAGGGGUAGGUGGGCAGUUGCUGAAAUAAUGGCAUCAAUCUCAAAUUUCUAGGCUCGUCAACUUUACGAAUAUUCGAAAAGGCAGUGAGCAUAACUCUUGUACCAUCCUAAGUCAUUUAGCUUAUAGUAACAGAAGCAUAUGACCCAGAGGUGACUAUAAUACAAGCCUCUGAUAAUAAUUAUACGGCUUUUUUUUAAUGUCAUGGGAAAAUUUGUUAAGGAUUUGUGUUUUCCUUUACCCUUUAACUCCCAGAUGUGAUUAUCAUGUAACUUCUCCUUACAAAAUUGAUACAUUAUCCAGCCAACUAGUAAUGAGAAUAAUCAAACCUAUCAGGUGGAAGUUGAUAGCUUGAUCCAACACCAACUUCUUGUAACUAAUUCACAAAGAAAUUUUUGUAGCAGCUAGAGGGGAGAAUUAACAAUCACAUCUUGGAAUUUGAAGAACAGGAUAGCCAGGGGUAGAAUUUGCACUCCUUGGCCUGACUUUUAGAGUUUUAUGUGGCCUCCAUCAUCAUCAUCAUCAUCAUAAUAAUAAUAAUAAUAAUAAUAAUAAUAAUAAUAAUAAUAAUAAUAAUAAUAAUAAUAAUAAUAAUAGCUCAGUAAUGUUUCAAACCUAAUGUAUUUUAUAAGAUUUAGUAGACCUGAGCUAAUAGCCAAGAAAGAAAAAAACCGUUCCAUAUUGAGACACAUGUAAUCCCCUUAAGAAAAUUGUACAUAAUGGAUAGUUAAAUGUUAAAUUUCUCAGCAAGUAAAUAGUUUGGUGUUUGAAUCAGAACUGUUCCAAAGUCAAAACUUUAUGCUAAGCUAGAGGGAAAGACUGGCUGGGUCCUUCCAUUCAUGUAACGAUUUCUACUUGGUUGAACAUGUUUUUCUGUUGGCUCACAAGAAGAGGAGAGUGUAUUGCUAAUUCUUUAACCAGUGAACCUGGCAGAGAUUGAUUCACUACAUAAGUCCCACAAAUUCAAACUAUCAUUUGUCAAAUAUUGACAAGGGGUAAUGGGGGGGAUUGGUUGUAAGGGGUGUGGUCAAAAAGGUGGUUAAUAUUGUCCCUUUUUUUUAUUGAAAGCAAACUGUGACAAAAGAGAAAAAAAGCAACAUGCAGCAAAGAUCAGUCAUUGGUUUCCACUCAGUUACCUCUGUCUGCAUGGGGUGGCACUUUUCUGUUGAUAGAGCAGUGCUGUUUAAUUUUUCAUCCAUAACACUUUGUCCCUCUCCAGCAACAAAUAUUCAAUCCUGUAACCUGAGGGUAGCUCUUUGUGCAGUGAGUUUUAACAUUAUGUAGUGUAGGAUACUAUUUAAUUUUUUUUAAAUUUCAACUUUCUCUUACAACAGUAUUUUACUAUUUUUCAACAAACUCUUCAUAUGGAAAAUCCCAGUCAUAACAUAAAUAAGAUAAUGAUCACCUGUUCACCAAAAUGAAGGUGACUAUUUGUUUUAGUUAAAACACAGAGAUAAUGUAGUACAUAAAGAUGAUUUGAACUCAUUCAUUCCUGCAAUUAUUACAAUGUAUUGUUGGGGGAGGGAACAAAUCCUGUACAAGUUGCUUGAAGGCAAGUUGUGAAGGAUAUUUGGAGUUUGAGUUCCCAAUCAGAGCGCAUCUUCAACGGUACCUACUGAUGUAAUAUACACUUAUUACUGUUUUCUUGCCCCUUGCAGUCUGCCACUUCAUCAAUCCAUAUCCCCAUCCCACCCCCCCCUUUCAACAUCAAAAUACUUCAUCACAGACAUUCAAGAGUAAAUGGGGUUAAGGUAUGGGUUUUAAAAAAAAUUACCAUUUUUCUAAUGAUUUUUUUCUUGUUUUGAAGGUGGAACUUGUGGAAGGAAGUAGAACUUGACAAUGAGAACAGUCAAAUGUGUGAUAGUCGGAGACGAAGAUGUGGACAAGAGAGAGUUGUUCUUACAGUACACUGCCUGGUUAAAUGCCGAGGCGGAAACAGCCAGCGCGAUUGAAGAAGAUGGAUCUAACAAUGACGUUAGCAGGAUGGGUAUCUCCUCGGAGGGCAAAGAGCAGCAAGAAGUCUUCGUAGACGGAGGUAAAGAUGUAGAGGGCGAGGACGGUUCUAACAAAAGUCAUCCACAUUUUCAAGUGAUUCACCUCAGCUCCGAGAAAGAGAGUAUAGCAAGCGUGGAAUCUCUCCAGGACUCCAUCGACCAUUGGUCAGGCGUGGUUACCGUGCUUGGCAAGCAUUACCUAUUAGAUCUUCGCGAUGCUCAUUGCGAAGAGGCCUAUGAUAAUAUUAGACCGGAUAUGUACUCUGACACGGACGUUUUUCUGGUUUGUUUCUCAGUCGUUCGCUCCAUCUCGUGGGAGAACGCUCUGAACAAAUGGAUUCCGGAAAUUCAAAAGCACUGCCCUGUGAUUCCUUUCAUAUUAGUCGGCACUCAGACGGAAUGGAGAGAACUCUGGGACGAGAGAGACGCGUCAAAGAAACCGGUUUCUCCUGUCACAGGAGCCGGUUAUGCGCAGCAGGUAGGAGCAGUGAAGUAUUUAGAGUUUUCAACAGGAGAUUAUGAAGUCAGAGAGGUUUUCAACGCAGCUGUGCUGAUCAGUGUUAUGGAUAAAGUGACGUUGUCUACAUUUCAUCCAGAUUUUGACAAAGAGGGAUCGAACUUGAUUCAUCGCGCUGCAAAACGCAAUCAUGUUCCUUCCCUGGAAACCGUUGUCGAUUUUAUCGAUGUGAACACCAAAGACAAAGCGUUACACACUCCGAUAGACGUGGCGAUGAAAGAAAACAGCUUAGAUGCAGUGCGCUUUCUUCUCGAGAGCGGCUGUGAGUUUCCUAACCCACCAGACCCUUGGAGAAAGCGUUGCGAGUUCUGGCUUAGUGACGAGGAUGAAGAUUCGGAACAUGUCGUGAACAGCAAUAUCACCGAGUUCACCCGACAAGUGACGUUUUUUUACACCACCGCAUCGCACCGCCCACUCGCAAAGAUCCUUUUCAUUGGUCAGAAUGGAACGGAAGUGGCAAACUUUGUGAACGAGACCGUACCCAUGCUUCCGGUGAGGUCACUGACUAUUUUAAAUUCAGAAGGUCCAUGUCUGUUCGACUUCUCGCAGAUCCAGUCUUGCUUCGAGUCUCUAACGAUAACAAAUUGCGAUUUCGGCUCUGCAGAGCUACCAGGGACCCUAUACUCAGUAGUGAGUGUGAAAAGCUUGUGUGUUGUCAAAUGUGGCGUAUCGCGUCUGUCUGAACAACUAGGAGAGCUCAAAAGUCUGCAACGUUUGCGGUUAAGUGGCAACAAGAUUAGGAAACUCCCUGACACGAUUUCCAGGCUGCAGAAGUUAAAGUUUGUACAUUGUGAUCGGAAUGCACUCGACAACUUGCCAGACACACUUGGAUGCUUAGGCUCGCUGGAAAGUCUGGACUUGACCAGUAACAAACUGGAGAAAUUGUCUGCGUCGAUUGGCCUACUGACCAGGCUGCGAAAUCUCGGAAUUACAAGAAAUCGUCUAAAAUUCCCACCGGUUCACAUUCUAAACAAAGGAACUGAAAGCAUUUUGGAGUUCCUGAGUGGAUUCUUGGACGAUCCUGUGUCUAACAACCAAAUUAAGAUGAUUGUUGUAGGAGGAAAUGGCGUUGGAAAGACUUCACUUGUGAAGGGUCUGAGUCAUACCAAAGAUUGGCGAAUAAGCGGGGUCGGUCCGACCACUACGACUGACGGAAUCGAAAUAUCUUCCAUGAAUCUUAUGGAUUGCAGAUUAAAAGUGUUUGAUUUGGGAGGAGACGAAGCCAUGCUCAGCUCGCAUCACUUUUUCUUGUCAGAGAACACUCUUUAUCAGGUCGUUUUUGACAUGAGUGCUUAUACGGUCACCAAGACCUCGUGUUCAGUUUACCAGCUCGGAAGAGUGGAACUUUGGCUUCAAAUCAUCUUCUCGAGAGCUCCAAACUCUCACGUGAUGAUUGUUGGUACCCACGCCGAUGACCCGAAACUCACCGAAGAUAUCCGAGUACGCAUUCGUCAAGACAUCGAGAAUCUGUUGAGCAAGUAUCGUCGCGAGCACAGACGCCAAUUUGAGGGAGAAGCUGUGCCUCAUUGCGGUCUUUGCGAGGCGACCCUUGUCUGUGAGGGCUCUUCUACUGGCUCCUUAUUCUAUGUCCAGGAACAAACUGUCCCUCAUGUUCCUGGACCUGUUCCAGCUCCGUGUAUCCCACAUGUUGUGGGUUAUUAUGAAGUCAGCUGCCAUGGCCAGUUUCCCAAACAGCUCCUCAGCUCUAAAAAUCGGAGCAUGCAGAAGUUCACAGUAGGCGUGGGUUCUAGCGCGUCUAUACUCCUCAACACAAAGGUCAGUUCCCGAAUCCCGCAGAAGUGCUUGUACGUGCGGGACAGAAUACAGGAAAUGUGCAACGCAGAGAAUGAAUUGAAGAACUGGCCGCUUCUAACCUACGACAGACUUCGAGAGAUCGCGAAUGGCUGUGGAGUAAAACAAGACUUCAAACUCAAGGCACUGAUGACGUACUUUCAUUCUCAAGGAGAAAUCCUCUGGUACGAAGAUAUGCCGGAUAUUGGCGAUGUGAUCUUCAUCGAUCCUCUCUGGCUGUCCAAACAGAUGUGUCUCCUCGUCGGGUCACCUUCGGGCGCGAGUUCGGGUUUGGACGGAAUAUUACGAAUCGACAACCUGGCGAAAACCUGGCCUGAUGUCCCUGAAGGACAACGCUUUGCGAUGUUGACUUUGUUCAGAAAUUUAGGAUUGUGCUUUCCAUUGUCGGAAACUGAGGAACUGGUUCCCUUCCAGUUACCGAUCGGGAAAGCAGACGAGGACACGUGGCCGAUGAGGCCUUCGGAUGGCCAACGCCAGAUCAGCUGUGAGUUCCAUUUCAGCUUCCUUCCUCCAACCUUUUUCAGCGAUUUGACGAUUGCCAUUAACCGAAGGAAACUGCCGAACAACUUUGAGGUAGAACCCACGUUCUUUCGCUUCCAUAUGGUGUUCGCAACGACAUUGUUGGCCAGCAUGGGUUGCUCCCUCCACUGUAAAGAGAUGCACCCUUUAGCAGAAAAUCUGGAGGUACAUCGGGUUAGUGUGGAGGGUGUACCAUUCGAGCACAAGUUGAAAGUGAUUAUACGCGGUCCAUCUCCCUGCUGUGUGCUUCCAGAUGUGAGAGCUGCGAUCAAAACAGUGGUUGAUACGCGGUAUCCUGGGAUACGCUAUGUGAGGCAGAUCGUUUGCACCGCGUGUGAACUCGCUGGUUUCAAGAAUCCUGCGCUGUUGAGCGAACUUGUCAAAGAUGGUUGUAACUAUUGUUCGUGGGGGCACGAUCUCAGUACAGAGGCUGCUGUAAUUCGUGGAGACAUUCCUCUAGUCUCACUUCCUUCUGAACUACCAGCGAAGGGCGAGGUCAGGCUCGGGGUAUUUUUCGACGAGGCAGGCAGGAUUCUGGACGACUGCUACUGUCCAAGACUCCCGGCGGUGUUCCCGAUAGGCUUUCAAAGCCCGGCCUUCAAGAAGCGGCUUCGGGUCAACUCACCCAUAAAAGAUGGCUAUUCUGUGCAUUUCCUGUGCGAAUGUCCCGGAUACUGGCAUUUUACGGAGGGGCCAGGCUUCCGAAUCCCAGACAUCCGAGCGUUCCUGGACGUUUUUGGAGCGCGUGCGUGCAAGCUUUUGAAACUCGCUUUUAUGCUACGAGAUGACGACGCCCCCGACGGAUCUGACCAGGGACAUGUUCCGGUCAAGAUUAUCUUGGGCGAGGCAAAACUACGUCACGUUCUCGUCACGGACAUCCAGGACUUGUUAGAGCACUACUUUGUGGAAUUUCCCGAACUGAAGAACAGCUACAUGGGUUUCAUGCAGGAAGACUUAGAAUUUGUGCAGAGUUAUGAAGGGCUAAGCCGCAGAAAGAUGUGCAAACUGUUGGAGAUCUCGCCUGAUUGGUGGAGACUAGGACCAUUGGUCUGUACAUACAACAACAGGACCAAUGAACAUCUCUGGUUGUGUGAGAAGCAUGCAGCGUAAAGAAGUGAGCGAAAGGAUUUCAUAGGAAACGUUCAAACUGUUCUUUUUUGGGGGGAAUUUGACUGACCUGUUUAAGGUAAAUUAUCGAUCCGGUAAAGUUGGAUCUGAUUGACAUCGACGAGAAAAGUUUUAAUUAGUUUAAGUUAGUUUUAAUCAGAGUAUAGUCAUGAUAUUCUCUUAGAUAACCUUUGGAUGAAGAGUUCUCUUACCUUCACAAAAUUAAUAGUGGCACACAUGUGAGAUAAAAAUUGAAUGGGGGGUGGGUGGGUGGGGCGCACACUGCGGAGAGUGAAAAAGAAGUGCGAUAAUGAUCACGUACCCAUCAAUAACAAUCCCUCCAUAUUUUUUUCGCGUUUCAAAUUUUAAAUUUAUGAGAAGAAAGUUAAAGAGAUACUCGAUACUUCGUAACGAUCGGAUAUUACACGCACUCUUUUUCUCUCUCUCGGCGUGGUACCUGAAAUGCAUUAACUAGAAUAAUUAUUCAGACUUUCUCAUCAAAAAACGCCAAGAUUUGGGACAUACAACGCUCAUUUACAGUUUAAGUUGCUUAGCAACACCAAUGUGCUACCUUACACGGGCUCCAAAAGGGAGACCUGCAAGAAUGAUCCGUUUUCGAACUCUUUCCGUCGUCAAAUUUAUAAGAAUGCCAACCUUUAUACCGCAAUUAUUUGGCGUCUUGUGAUGGUUGCCGAUGAAUUCGCAAAGAAGAGCUGGUGUAAGUGUAGUUUUAAAAAAUAUUCAUUGAAAAUCGCACGAAAAUUUCAGACUCAAGAUGCCAGAGUCACUAUUUUUGUAAAAAGGUUACAGUUUUGUGGAAAAUUAAAUUUAUUUUCAUAUAGGUGUUAUCCUGUUUAUCACCGCAUAACAUAGGAUUUUUAGAAGGAAUUUGCAUCCAAAAAAAUAUGUUCUUGUUUAAUGUUUUAAAAUUUUUUUGUGUCUGUAUCUUCUUAUAAACCACGUGACAGAAGACUCGUGGCAUCCAUUUUUAUUUCCACAAUUAAUAGGGAACAUGUUUUCAUCAAUGCAUUAUCUUCAAACAAAAUGAAACAUUUUAUUUCCCUGGGGGGACUUUCGACAGACCCUCUCUUGAAACUUUUGCCAUCAUCUCCGGCAACUGGUUUUCAUUGUUCCCUUUUCUCAUUGAGAUUUAACAUAACUUUCCUUCUUUCCUUCCCUUAUCUCCCUCUCCCUCCCCCGUCCCCGUCCACGCUCUCCCUGAGAACGAUUUUUAUAGCCUCAAGUUUAUUUUUUCCUCAAAUUGAUUUAAAUUUUUAUACCAUUACAUUAGUAUAACUAUUCUCCACACUUCUCUGCACAAUUUCCUGUGGUAUUAAUUAUAGGAAAAUUUAUCAAACAAUAAAGAGCUUACAUCUUUUCUUAGUGAUCGUUUCCUUUAUUCCCAUAACCUUAAUGUUUGAUUCAGAGGUGAUCCUGUAACGAGAAAUUUUAUGGAAGUCACUUAUAUGAAUAAAUCUAUCGCAUGCCGCUGGUGUUACUGAAACUUGGUGAGGAUGAAUCUUUUAGUUUAUUUGAUAAUCAGGAGAAUAGAGUUUUUGAUUUUUUUGGCGUGUUUUUUUACAGGACAGAGUAUCUCUCCACUUCUCCUUUAUUUGGAGAAAAAAAAUGCCCACAUUUGCCGUCUCUUAAUAAUUAAAAGAUGUUUGAGCGUCCUUCUUUUCAUCUCAUGUCUCAGAGGUGCGUCAUUAAUAGCAGUCGUUUGUUGGAAGCUGGUGAUAUUUACACUUUGAUCAAAUGGCCACCUAACUAACACUCAAACUUCACAGUUUAAUUUCUCUCAGCUUUCAAUGAAUGGUCAUAAAUCUGUUUAUGUACACCCAAGGGUAAUGAUAACUCCCCUGCGGCACGAUCAUGCCUCAUUAGCAAAGCUUUACACCUAAGUAUACCGUUACCCGGGAAUCCUGGAAACUUACUGCUUUCCAUAGUGAACAGAAGACAAAAUGAGAAUGCUAAGUCAAAGCUCUGUUGAACUUAUAUCACGAGUCGAUGUCAACGAGGUCGAGGUCAUUCGCCUUUUGGGAUCAGGUGGGUUUGGUUCUGUCUUCGAAGCUAUGCACAAGAACUGCAAGGUUGCCAUGAAGAAAUUUCACACCAACACUCGCAACAAAAAAGCGGCGAUGCAAAGCUUCGAGGCUGAAGUGCACCACGAAGUCUUGUCUCUGAAACAUCCAAACAUCGUGCGAGUAUUGGGAACCAACGCAGCGCGCAGCCUUGAAGAACAACCGUUUAUAAUCAUGGAGUUCGUCAGUUCAAGAAACUUGCAACAUGUGCUGGACGACGCGGAUGAAAAAGUCGAUUUUAAACGGCGCGUCUCAUUUGCAUACGAGGUGGCGCUUGCCUUGGAAUAUGUGCAUGACAAUAACAUCGCACAUCUCGACCUAAAACCCGCCAACGUUCUUAUAGCUCCGGAUGGUAGCUGCAAACUCGCCGAUUUUGGAUGCUGUCAGAUCAUCCAAGAACGGCCCAAUACACCGUCACGAUCGUAUCUCACCGGAACAUAUGCCUACCGGGCUCCCGAACUCCUGAAGGGGGAAAGUCCCACCUUCAAAGCUGACGUUUUUUCCCUAGGAAUCUGCUUGUGGCAGUUUUGGACCCGUGAAAUUCCGUACAAGCUACAAAAUCAUCAGAUUGUGAUCUUCCGAGUUGUUGCCUGUAAUCUGCGUCCGGAGAUCCCCGAGGGAAAUGACGUAGACAACCGGUACAGGGAGCUGAUGACGUCAUCAUGGAAU
Molecule: messenger RNA, 10256 nt
Organism: Pocillopora meandrina
Lineage: Eukaryota; Metazoa; Cnidaria; Anthozoa; Scleractinia; Pocilloporidae
Source: the annotation of a GenBank genome assembly